Messenger RNA from Dovyalis caffra, 1467 nucleotides. Lineage: Eukaryota; Viridiplantae; Streptophyta; Magnoliopsida; Malpighiales; Salicaceae. The record is from the annotation of a GenBank genome assembly.
AUGAAGAUCCCAUCAAACAGAUAUCUCCUCAGUCUACACCCCAUCAAAACUAAUCUGAAGUUGUACGACGAUCCUUUGGAUAGGUCCAUGCAACAAAACGCAGUUGGAUACUUCUCAAUCACCUUAUUUUACUUCACGAUCAAAUCCAACAAGAAUAUCGAGAAACACCCAUUGCCUCCCGGUCCAAAACCAUGGCCUAUCGUUGGAUGCCUCCCUACCAUGCUCCGAAACAAGUCAGUGCCUCGAUGGAUACAUAAUCUCAUGAAAGAAAUGAACACUGAAAUAGCUUGUAUCCGUCUAGGAAACGUUCAUGUAAUUCCUGUCACUUGUCCUGAUAUCGCAUGUGAAUUCUUAAAGGCAAAAGAUGAUAUCUUUGCGUCUAGGCCUAAUAUCAUGUCCGCCAAGAUCGUGUCAAGAGAUUACUUAACAACAGUUCUCACUCCCAUUGGAGACCAAUGGACGAAAAUGAAGAAAGUGUUGAUGACACAAGUGCUUUCUUCUGCAGGACAUCAUUGGCUUUAUAGAAAAAGAGUUGAAGAAGCUGAUCACCUCGUUCAUUACGUGUAUAACCAAUGCAAGAAGGUUGUAGAUCAAGAAGGGAUAAUCAAUUUGAGAAUGGCUACACAACACUACUGUGCAAAUUUGGUUAGGAAGAUGAUGUUUAAUGUGAGGUUUUUGGGCGAGGGAAUGGAAGAUGGUGGACCUGGUUUCGAGGAAGAGCGGCAUGUGGAAGCAAUUUUCACUAUCCUUAAUCAUUUAUUUUCAUUUUGUGUCUCUGAUUUUUUGCCAUCUCUAGUAGGGUUUGACUUAGAUGGCCAUGAGAGGGUGAUGAAGGAGAGUCAUGGGAUCAUCAAUAAAUAUCAUGAUCCCAUAAUUGACCAAAGGGUUCAACAAUGGAAGGAUGGCACAAAGAAGGAUGUAGAGGACUUGCUUGAUGUAUUAAUUACCCUAAAAGAUGACAAUGGCAAUCCUUUGCUGUCAAAAGAUGAGAUCAAAGCUCAAACUACGGCAUGCGCUAGAGAAGCCUUUAGGCUUCACCCCAUUUCACCAUUUAACGUGCCUCAUGUGUCAGUUGUUGAUACGACAGUGGCCAACUACUUCAUCCCGAAAGGUAGCUAUGUUUUGCUCAGUCGGCAAGGGCUCGGUUCCAAUCCUAAAAUAUGGGAUGAGCCACUCAAGUUCAAACCAGAGCGCCACCUCAGUGGAACAAACAACGUGGUGCUCACUGAGAAUAAUCUGCGAUUCAUUUCGUUUUCAACAGGAAAACGUGGAUGCAAAGGUGUGACGCUUGGAACUUCCAUGACUAUCAUGCUAUUUGCAAGACUUCUUCAAGGGUUUACUUGGAGUUUACCACCUGACCAAUCCUGCAUCGACCUUACCAUUGCAGAAGACAGCAUGGCACUUGCAAAACCACUGCUUGCUCUUGCAAAACCACGCUUGCCUCCACAUUUGUAUCCUGGAUGCUAA